Ictidomys tridecemlineatus (thirteen-lined ground squirrel) is the source of this 2555-nucleotide messenger RNA. RefSeq names its product transducin beta like 3 (gene Tbl3). Gene Ontology annotation, molecular function: protein binding; U3 snoRNA binding. Lineage: Eukaryota; Metazoa; Chordata; Mammalia; Rodentia; Sciuridae. Gene Ontology annotation, biological process: endonucleolytic cleavage to generate mature 5'-end of SSU-rRNA from (SSU-rRNA, 5.8S rRNA, LSU-rRNA); endonucleolytic cleavage in 5'-ETS of tricistronic rRNA transcript (SSU-rRNA, 5.8S rRNA, LSU-rRNA). The record is from RefSeq and is a predicted model, not a curated record. Gene Ontology annotation, cellular component: small-subunit processome; 90S preribosome; nucleolus.
UGGCGUCACAGAAGUCGCAGACGGUGACACCAUCAGCAGCGCGACGGGAGUGAGGAGUGGCGCGCCGGUCUCCCUCACGCGGCGGCGGCGGGUCCUGGCGGCAGGGACGGCGGCGACAUGGCUGAGGCCGCGUCCGGAGUGAGCCGCUUCAAGGCGAACUAUGCUAUUGAGCGCAAGAUGGAACCUUUCUACAAGGGCGGGAAAGUACAGCUGGACCAGCCUGGCCGGCACCUCUUCUGCGUCUGUGGUACCAGAGUCAACAUCCUGGAUGUGGCCUCAGGGGCUGUACUAAGGAGCCUGGAGCAGGAGGACCAAGAAGACAUCACUGCCUUUGACCUCAGCCCGGAUGAUGAGGUGCUAGUGACAGCCAGCCGGGCACUGUUGCUGGCUCAGUGGGCCUGGCGAGAGGGCAGCAUUACCCGCCUAUGGAAGGCAGUACACACUGCUCCUGUGGCAACCAUGGCCUUUGAUCCCACCUCCACACUGCUAGCCACAGGUGGUUGCGAUGGGGCUGUGCGGGUCUGGGAUGUUGUACGGCACUAUGGGACACACCACCUUCGGGGCUCUCCUGGAGUUGUGCAUUUGGUGGCCUUCCACCCGGAUCCCACUCGCCUGCUGCUCUUCUCCUCAGCCGCAGACGCUGCCAUCCGCGUGUGGUCACUGCAGGACCGCUCGUGCCUGGCUGUGCUAACUGCCCACUACAGUGCUGUCACCUCACUGACCUUUAGUGCUGAUGGCCAUACCAUGCUCAGCUCUGGACGUGACAAGAUCUGCAUUCUCUGGGACCUUCACAGCUACCAGGCCACAAGGACUGUGCCAGUGUUUGAGAGUGUGGAGGCUGCUGUGCUGUUGCCUGAGGAGCCAGUUCCUACACUGGGUAUGAAGAAUUCAGGCCUGCAUUUCCUGACUGCUGGUGACCAAGGCAAACUGCGCGUGUGGGAGGCAGCUUCUGGGCAGUGUGUAUACACCCAACCACAGCUGCCAGGCCCUGGGCAGGAACUGACCCACUGUGCCCUGGCCCGCACUGCUGGCCUACUCCUCAGUGUCACUGCCGACCACAACCUACUACUGUAUGAGGCACAGUCCCUGCAGCUGCAGAAGCAGUUUGCUGGCUACAGCGAGGAGGUAUUGGAUGUCCGGUUCCUUGGGCCCAAGGACUCCCACAUUGUUGUGGCUUCCAAUAGCCCUUGCCUAAAAGUAUUUGAGCUGCAGACAUCAGCCUGCCAGAUCCUCCAUGGCCACACAGACAUUGUCCUGGCCCUGGAUGUUUUCCGGAAGGGGUGGCUCUUUGCCAGCUGUGCCAAGGAUCAAAGUGUCCGAGUCUGGAGGAUGAACAAAGCUGGCCAGGUGGCCUGUGUGGCCCAGGGUUCUGGGCACACACACAGUGUGGGCACCAUCUGCUGCUCCAGGCUAAAGGAAUCCUUCCUAGUGACAGGCAGCCAGGACUGUACGGUGAAGUUGUGGCCCCUCCCAGAAGCUCUGCUAUCCAAGAGCACUGCCCCAGAUGGUAGCUCCAUUGUCCUACAGGCCCAGGCCACCCAGCGCUGCCAUGACAAGGACAUCAACAGUGUGGCUGUCGCCCCUAAUGACAAGCUGCUGGCCACAGGCUCUCAGGACCGCACAGCCAAGCUAUGGGCUCUGCCACAGUGCCACCUUCUGGGUGUUUUCUCUGGCCACCGGCGUGGCCUCUGGUGUGUUCAGUUCUCACCCAUGGACCAGGUGCUGGCCACAGCCUCGGCUGAUGGUACCAUCAAGCUCUGGGCAUUGCAGGAUUUUAGCUGUCUCAAGACAUUUGAGGGGCAUGAUGCUUCAGUACUGAAGGUAGCCUUUGUGAGCCGUGGCACACAGCUGCUGUCUAGUGGUUCUGACGGGCUUGUGAAGCUUUGGACCAUCAAGAAUAAUGAGUGUGUGCGGACACUGGAUGCCCAUGAAGAUAAGGUCUGGGGGUUGCACUGCAGCCAGCUGGAUGACCGCGCCGUUACUGGGGCCAGCGACUCCUGUGUCAUUCUGUGGAAGGAUGUGACUGAGGCAGAACAGGCGGAGGAGCAAGCCAAGCGGGAGGAACACUUGGUUAAGCAGCAAGAGCUGGACAACCUGCUCCAUGAGAAGCGGUAUCUGCGGGCUCUAGGCCUGGCCAUCUCCCUGGAUCGGCCCCAUACUGUGCUAACUGUUAUCCAGGCCAUCCGCAGAGACCCUGAGGCCUGUGAGAAGUUGGAAGCCACCAUGCUGAGAUUGAGGCGAGACCAGAAAGGUCCUGAGCAGAGGCCCUGCUGCGCUUCUGUGUCACCUGGAACACCAACUCCCGGCACUGCCAUGAAGCCCAGGCUGUGUUGGGUGUGCUACUGCAACACGAACCCCCUGAAGAGCUGCUGGCCUACCAGGGCGUGCGUGCUGCACUGGAGGCCCUACUGCCCUACACUGAACGGCACUUUCAGAGGCUUAGCCGGACUCUGCAGGCAGCCACCUUCUUGGACUUCCUAUGGCACAACAUGAAGCUAUCCCCUCUCUCUACUACCCCCACAGCCCUCUGAGACACAUAAAGGUGUACUUUUCUA